AUGUCAAAAUUUACGUUCUACCGCCUCAGGAAGAACUCAUGGUAUAUAUUUGGGUUCCCACUGGCGUCGCUGGUGAUGAUCUAUUUUAUUUUCUUUAGGCAGACCGAUCAAUUGCUGGGGCUUGAUCACAAGUCUAUAGCAGACCAUAAAUGGGCCCAUGAGCACGAAAGUACAUUCUAUUUCCCUUACGCAAGCAAGUACAGAAUGCCUAAGUAUUCGUAUAAGGAAAAAUCAAACUGGCUGUUCAAUGACCGGGUAGAAGACAUCAUACCUGAGGGCCACAUUGCGCAUUAUGACUUGAAUAAGUUACAGGCAACAAAAGAUGCUGCUAUUAACAAGGAACACAUUUUGAUCCUCACACCAAUGCAAACUUUUCAUGAUAAAUAUUGGGAAAAUUUGUUGCAAUUAACUUAUCCAAGAGAAUUAAUUGAACUUGGAUUCAUUUUACCACGUACAACAACGGGAAAUGCAGCAUUGGCCAAAUUGGAAGCUGCUGUCAAAAAAAUUCAAACGGGAAAAAAAAACGAAAGGUUCGCCAAGGUCACCAUUUUGAGACAAGCAUCCCAAAGUUUUGACAAAUUGAUGGAGAAGGAAAGACAUAAGUUGGAGGUUCAAAAGGAAAGACGUUCUGCAAUGGCUUUAGCCAGAAAUGAACUUCUAUUCUCAACUAUUGGCCCAUAUACUUCAUGGAUUCUGUGGUUAGAUGGCGAUAUUGUUGAGACGCCGAUUACUUUGCUUCAAGAUAUGACUUCGCACGAUAAGCCUAUUCUGGCUGCAAAUGUUUUCCAAAGGUUCUUCGACAGCGAUAACAAUAGAAAUUCAAUUAGACCCUACGAUUUCAAUAACUGGGCUGAAAGUGAUGAGGGUUUAAAAUUAGCUGCUCAAAUGAGAGAUGACGAAAUUAUCGUUGAAGGCUACAGUGAAAUGGCCACCUGGAGACCGCUUAUGGCAAAAUUCUAUGAGCCAAAGAACUCACAAAACGAACUCAUGGCAUUAGAUGGCGUUGGUGGUGGCUGCACUUUAGUAAAGGCGGAUGUUCAUAGGGAUGGUGCCAUGUUCCCAAGUUUUCCGUUUUAUAACCUAAUAGAAACAGAGGGCUUUGCAAAAAUGGCUAAAAGGUUGACUUACGAGGUCUGGGGUCUUCCAAACUAUCUUGUGUAUCAUAUUGAAGAGACGAAUGAAUGA
Molecule: messenger RNA, 1185 nt
Organism: Zygotorulaspora mrakii
Lineage: Eukaryota; Fungi; Ascomycota; Saccharomycetes; Saccharomycetales; Saccharomycetaceae
Gene: MNN9
Product: mannosyltransferase complex subunit MNN9
Exons: 1
Coding region: 1-1185 (394 amino acids)
Biological process (GO): cell wall mannoprotein biosynthetic process; protein N-linked glycosylation
Cellular component (GO): mannan polymerase complex
Molecular function (GO): alpha-1,6-mannosyltransferase activity
Source: RefSeq, a predicted model, not a curated record